GAUGAGCCUUGUUUCUGUUCUAUAACGCAACACAAAGAGACACGUCAUGUCAGAGCGGAUGAAUGGGACUGCGCAUGCGCUUCACUCCUUGAGUCGGGCUGAGCAGAGAGCAGAGAGAAGAUGAGGGUGUUGUGUGUUUGUGCUGUGUUUGCUACCCUGGCCCUUGUGGUGAUGGGAGAGGAAGGAGCUCGCCUGCUGGCCUCCAAAUCCCUGCUGAACCGCUACGCUGUGGAGGGACGAGACCUCACUCUGCAGUACAACAUCUACAACGUGGGCACCAGUGCUGCACUGGAGGUGGAGCUCUCAGAUGAUUCGUUCCCUCCUGAGGAUUUCGGAAUCGUCUCUGGAAUGCUGAAUGUGAAAUGGGAUCGCAUCGCUCCGGCCAGUAACGUCUCUCACACUGUGGUCCUGCGUCCACUGAAGGCUGGUUACUUCAACUUCACCUCAGCAUCUGUCAGCUACCUCGCCCAAGAAGGAGGACAGGUUGUGGUCGGCUACACCAGUGCCCCGGGGCAGGGGGGGAUUCUGGCCCAGAGGGAGUUUGACAGACGCUUUUCUCCCCAUUAUCUGGACUGGGCUGCUUUCGGGGUGAUGACUCUGCCUUCCAUCGGCAUCCCGCUGCUCCUCUGGUACUCCAGCAAGAGGAAAUACGACUCUCCCAAGACCAAGAAGAACUAAUGGAGGGUGUUAAAGGGUCAUGGCUGGGGGGUAAAAUGUGCUUUUGAGGGGUUUCAGUAAUUUUAUUACCCAUAUUGGGGGUAACAUGACCAUGGAUGUGAGUGUGAACAGGUUUAUUGGGAUUCCUGUAUUUCUUUUUCCUCAUCCGUAUGGAUUCAUACAGAAAUCAUCUUUCUUUCCUCCAAAUCCUUUCCCUCACAGCCAGCAGCUUCAUUUUGUGUUUGUUUUUUGGUAAAUGCGUUAAAGACGUCGGAGAUCUGCAGUGAGAAAUAAAAGUGGGUUUUUACAGAAACUA
Silurus meridionalis is the source of this 973-nucleotide messenger RNA. It is a transcript of the gene ssr2, whose product is annotated as signal sequence receptor, beta. NCBI's taxonomy places the organism in Eukaryota, Metazoa, Chordata, Actinopteri, Siluriformes, Siluridae. The record is from RefSeq and is a predicted model, not a curated record. Gene Ontology annotation, cellular component: endoplasmic reticulum; membrane.